This is a messenger RNA of Stegodyphus dumicola, 5000 nucleotides long. RefSeq names its product rhophilin-2-like. Gene Ontology annotation, molecular function: protein binding. The record is from RefSeq and is a predicted model, not a curated record. Gene Ontology annotation, biological process: negative regulation of stress fiber assembly; signal transduction. NCBI's taxonomy places the organism in Eukaryota, Metazoa, Arthropoda, Arachnida, Araneae, Eresidae.
UAUUUGACAGCGCAAGUACGACACCUGCUGUUCAGCCGGUGAAAAGUUGCGUUAAAAAUCAGUGCAUCAGUUUGCAUGCAGUUUAUCGAGAAUCACAUAUAGUGAGCAACUUUUUUAUAACAAUGGUUGUAUGCUAAACAUUGAAAUCGAACACUUUGGUCUUCGAAUGUGAAUAUUUUAAAAAGAUGAGUGAAAAAACUAACGUCCAAGCUGCGAAUGUAAAUACAAAUGCAGAUGACGGUAAAGCUGGAUAUUUCAGAAAAAAGGCUCGGGGCACAGAUCCUUUGGCAGCUACUUGCCGGGGGAGAUUACAAGUACAGAGAGCGAAACUAAAUCAAGAAAUAAAUUACCAAACGAUGAUGAGAAACGGAGCUGAAAAACUUUACAGAGCAACAACCAACAAGAAGCUGAAGGAAACAAUAGCCUUAGAGUUAAGCUUUGUCAACUCAAGUCUUCAGCUGCUAAAAGAACAGCUGGCGGAUUUAAACAGUUCUGUACAACUGUAUCAAAACAACAGCUCAAUAUCUACGAUGCCAAUGGUACCACUGGGUUUGAAAGAAACAAAAGAAAUUGAUUUCAAAGAGCCCUUUAAGGACUUUAUCUUGGAGCAUUACAGUGAAGAUGACAGCAAAUUUGACAGUGCAAUUCAGCAGCUGAACCAAAUCAGACAGGCUAUAAGAACUCCUUCUCGAGAUGCAAAUGGUGUAAAAAUGCUUUUCCAUUACUACAAUCUUCUUUAUUUUAUUGAUAAAAGAUUUUUCGCUUCUCAUCGAAAUUUAGGAUUGCACUUUGAAUGGUUUGACAGCUUGACUGGUUUGCCAAGCAUGCAGAAAAGUGUAGCAUUUGAGAAAGCUUGUAUAUUAUUUAAUAUAGCGGCCUUAUACACCCAAAUAGGUGCUAAACAGGAUCGAACAAACAGUGAAGGAAUGGAUGCUGCAGUGGAUAGCUUCCUAAGAGGAGCAGGAAUUUUCCACUACUUAAAGCAAAAUUUCAGCAAUCCUCCGAGCACCGACCUAUCACCAGAAGUUCUAGAUAUGCUUACUCAUCUAAUGCUGGCACAAGCAAGAGAAUGUUUAUUUGAAAAACUUGUUGCAGACACAGACAAACGGAAUCUCUCUCAGUGCUUAGACAUUGCUCAAGAAGCUUCCCAGGUUGCUGAAGUAUAUAAACAAUUAUAUAAGCUUCUCAGCUCUACAGGAAUAAAAGAUUGUGUUCCAAAUUCUUGGGGUGGCUUGAUGAACGUGAAAACUGAACAUUACACAGCUCUAUCUCAUUACUAUGCAGCUCUUGGACUCAUUGAACAAAAUAAGAGUGAACCAACCACAGCAGUUCAAGAAAAAUUAGAACAUCUCCAUAUUGAUGUAAAGUCUAGAGAAAUAAAGGAAGAGAUAUUUGUGCCACAAAAUGCAAAUGAGAGACUUCGCUUGGGAAGAGCACACUUGCAGCAAAGUAUUGCCACACAUGAAGAAGCAUUACGGACGUAUCGAAUGUGCCGACAGCUUCAGCUCAUAGAUAGCUUACAUGAUCUCCUCCAGAAAGCCAAUGAGAAUUCAUUAAACCUUCUGUCUAAGCUCAUUGAAGAAGUAGAUCAAUUUCAAGAAGUUCUGGAGCCUUUGCCCAUUCGAGCUUCAACAAAAUUUCAGCUGAAAUUAACAGAUCCAGAUUUCAGCCAAUACAAAGCAUCUGAUCUGUUUAAAGCUUUGGGGCCUUUAAAGUUUUUCUCUGCCAAGCGCCACUGGACUGCAGCUAGGAUUGUAGAACUGAAGAAGGCAAGUGAUGAUGCCACUUUUGGCUUUAGUGUCAAGGAAGAUUCUCCUGUUGUUGUCACAAGGGUUGAAAUUGGUGGGAUAGCAGAGGGCUGUGGUCUAAAAGAAGGCGAUUACAUCACAGCUGUAAAUGACCAGGAUACCAAAUGGGCAUCUCAUGAUGAAAUGGCUGAACUGAUCAAGGCUGCUGGAAAUUGCAUUACUUUGAAAGUUGUGACACCAAUGAACUGGAAAUAUUUACACUCUAGGGGAGCAGCAGGAAUGUCAAUGUGCUCAAAAUCCACAUCUUCCAGUAGUUCUGGGUUUAGUUCUUCUUCUAGCCGCAAUCCCAGUCCGGUAGGAAGUAUGUGUGGAAAGGAGAGCGAAAAAAGGUCGAGCUGGAAUCCGUUUCGGAGAAGAAAUUCUAAAGACCCUUUGGAAUCGAGUUAUAUAACCAACAUCCUGUACAGAUGAAAUUUAAAAACAUUCCUUCAACCAUUUCAUCUCAUGUUAAUUUUGUUACUCAUAAACUCUCAGACAAGGCUUCUUUUUUUGAUUAUUUGCAAUUUCAUGCAUAUGAGGUAUAAUAUGGAAUGACAAAAAUAAUUUUUUUCACAGCUGUAAAUCGCUGAAUUUUGUAUUAGUACUGAAAUUUUCAUGGAUUAUUUAUGUCAAAAUGUCUUUGGAGUAAAAGCAGUAAUUUCAUCUAAAUUUUCUUGCUUUUCUUUUCUUUUGUAAAAUUAUUUAUAGUGAAUUAGUUAAACUAUUUCUAUGUAUGGAAUCCAAUGCCUUUUAAAUCUUUUGUUUAAAAGCUCAGUUUUUUUAAUCAUUAUUUAAAAAACUCUUAUGAAAUUCAGUUUGUGAAAUCUCCAUAUGUUACAAAAAUAUAAAACAUUUCUUCUUAUUUAUUAGAAUGUUCAGCUAUGCACGGAAAAAUUUUUAUUAAGUAUUUUGUAUUAUUAAAUACAUUUUGUUUGACUGGUUAUUGACUCAUGCCUUCUGCUUAACAAAUAAGAAAGCAAGAUUAGCAUUUAGAAAAUUCAGGUAUAUGAAACUUGAUUUAUUUAACAGAUCUCGUACAAAAAUUAUGAAUGAGAAAAUUUUCUUUUCAUAGACAAAUUAGUACAAUAAUAUCUCUUCAUACUGCCAAAAUUACCAGAGAUAUUUGGUUAAAAUAACUUGCCCAUUAAUGACUAUUGAAGGAGUAAAAACAAAAAUAAUCAUUACUCAAUAAUCAUUAUUGAAUAUUGCACUGAUUAUUGUUGCUUUAAUUCCUGUAGUUACCAGAGAUAUCAUUUAUCAAAAUAGUUGGAAACUGCAUUCAAAAUUGAUAAAGGCAUGACACAAAUUUUUAUGUGAAUGUCUUUCAUAUCAGGAAAACAAUAAUGUAAAAACAUGACUUUAAAAUUUUCUGAAUUGAAAAUUUUGUAUGAGGCAAAUUUAAACUUUUAUACAGCUCUCUCUAGAGAAAACAGGAAAACUUUCAUUUUAAAACUGGAGCUGUAGAUCUAAAACCAACUGCCCUGUAAUCUUUUCUAAACACCCUGUAUAUUAAAUUGCAUAUGACAAAACACGUUUGUCCUUUUAUAUUGAAGAAUUUCUAUUUCAGAGAGGGAGUGUACAUUUAAAAAAAUGUUUAAUACAAUAAAAUAAAUGGCAACUUCUCUAUAUAUUAAUAUUUAUCUCUAGGUAUUAAACUUUAAUUUCAUAAUUUAACCAUAUAAAAAAUGUACAAUUCUUUCAUUAUGCAUUUACAAGAAUAAAAUUUACUAACUGCAGUUUUCAUUGUUUUCCUGUAUUUUCUUGUACUGUUCAGUCCUCAUUUCUUUGUAUCAUUUAAAAAUAAUAAAGUUUAUCCUUGGCAUGUUAAUUCUAUAUGUGAGCCUUCAUUUUCGAAAUUUAAAAAAAAAUAAUAUUUUAUAUUAAUUUAAAUUCAUGUGAAAUGUCGGAAAGUAUCACAAUAUUAAGUUAUCUAACAAACUCAUGUAAGUUUCUUUCUAUUAAUUCUUCAUUGCACAAUUUGUUUCCUCACUAGACCUGAUUAUUCAAGUCUAACUGAGUGACUUCACACUGCACUAACAAAGGUUGUCAAAAACUUCAGCUUCCUGAAGUGUUGAGGCCGAGUCCUCGGAGAACAACCUUAGCUGUAUGCUCAUUUUUCAAUAAUUUUUUAACUCUGUUGCUACAUUCCUCCCUACUGAUUCAUUCCUUUAUUAAAUAGUGAAAUAUGAAGUAUGUUUUAAAUAUUUAGUCAUUGUAUUAAAGUCAUUAUUCAAAACAUUUCAUAUAUAAAAGUCUUGAAUGCCUUACUUGUACUUCUUUUCAUAAAUUGUUCAGAAUUUUAAUAAAAUGCUCCCAUUUGCAGGUUAUAUACAUGUCCUACGUAUUGCAUGUUUUAAAUUCUGAGAAUACAUGUGGAGAAAUUCAGAAAUUAUCUAAUUCUAAAUUAAUUUAAUGAAGUUAAUGGUAAAACCAUUGCAUUUAUAUUUAAAGAAUAAACUACUUUUUGCAUUUUUGUUGGGUUGGGGAGGAUAUUUAAUAUCAUGUCAAACAUUUAAUUUUGUAUAGGGUGAGUCAAAAUUUAUUGCAAUUUAAUUUUUAUUAAAUUGUAUUUAAAGUAAAAGAUAUGUUUCAAAAUAAGCUUAGUAUGUUUAUAAUGCAGUUAAAAUCUGUCAAAUGUGUUAAAAUGUUAGGCAUUGGUUCCAUAACAUUAAGUUUAGCUUUUUAUAAUGUUAAGUUGAAAUUAUUUUUAAAAAUUUUCUUUGUAUCUUUUAAUUCUCAAGUGGAGAUAAUUAAAUAGCAGAAAUGCUGUUAUUUCUGCUUACAGUUAAUUUGAUUAGUUAUUUAUAACUUUUAGAUUUUUUUUUUUAAAUUCCUUUUCUUAUGCAUGUUAUUAUUACCAAUGUCCGAAGUUGAGGACUUAAACAUCUAGUCUUUUGUGUUUUAUAACCUGUACAUAUUUUUGUUAAAUAAAAAGUGUGUUUGUCUAAUUGCUUGUUUAUUCAAUGUGCCAGAUGUUUUUCCUUCUACCUUCAUUCAGUUUUUCGCAUGCAAAGCUUUAUAUUUAUUCUUUAGCCAUUCAGUUUCACUUCUGUGCUUUGAGUUGAGAAAUUAAAUUUUGUUAUCUUGGUAAUGCUGAGCAUAUUAUGGCAUCCAAUUUAUUUUUAAUAAGUCACUAAUUUAACUAUUAUUUGCUUCAUUAGAACUUAGUAAAUCAAAUGCUAGACAGAAAAAAAAAAAAAAAAAAAAAAAAAA